This is a messenger RNA of Epinephelus fuscoguttatus (brown-marbled grouper), 12347 nucleotides long. It is a transcript of the gene gal3st4, whose product is annotated as galactose-3-O-sulfotransferase 4. Gene Ontology annotation, molecular function: galactosylceramide sulfotransferase activity. The transcript has 4 exons. Gene Ontology annotation, biological process: glycolipid biosynthetic process. Lineage: Eukaryota; Metazoa; Chordata; Actinopteri; Perciformes; Serranidae. The record is from RefSeq and is a predicted model, not a curated record. Bases 432 to 1928 code for a protein of 498 amino acids. Gene Ontology annotation, cellular component: membrane.
GACAGGGGCAGUCAUGUCUCACAGUGGGCUCCAGCUGAAGCAGUGAGGGGGAGGUCGGGCACUGAGGUGGCCUGGAGGCGCUGGCAGCCAGGAGGAAGGGCAGGGGGGAUGAGGAGGAGAACAGGAGGGAUUGUGGAGGUUUCAGACGACCGCUCCGUGCUGCACACGCUCCUUCUGCGCCAGACGGAACUGUGAAUAGCCGGGCUUUAUCACCAACAGGACACGAUGUGAUAUCUGUAUUUGAGUUCGGGAGUUAGACAACAAGCCGGGGAGUUUAAUGGACUUUUAUCAGCGGUCUUCUGCUGGAAGUCCGCUGAAGGGCAACUACUCAGAGUCCGAGAGAAGGAGCUUAUCGGUGACUUUGUUAAUAACCACACUGCCGCCACCUUUUAACGCACAGUCCACCACGUCGACGGCGGUUUGAAACGAGGAUGUUGCGGUGGCUGGUUUGUGGUCGGGUGGGUCCAGUUUGGAUGUGGAAGGCGCUGCUGCUCUUCGUUGCCAUUGCCUUUGCUGGCCAGCUGUUGGGGGUCAUCUUCAACAAGAGCAGUGUCCAGCCAGCUGGUCGCUCCAUCUUCUCGUCCCCUGAUGCUCAGGGCCCCUCUCUGGGCUCCUGCCAGCCCCACACCCAUGUCAUGUUCCUCAAGACCCACAAGACAGCCAGCAGCACCGUGCUCAACAUGCUGUAUCGCUUUGGGGAGGAGCGCGACCUUCGCUUCGCCCUGCCACUGGGCUACCAGCUGGGCUACCCACUGCCCUUCAACGCCCACAGGGUCAAAGGUUACCGAGGUCCCAGAGUCGUGGAGUUUCACAUCAUGGGCAAUCACAUGAGAUUUCAUAGGCCUGAGGUGGAGAAGGUGAUGCCUGCAGACACGUUCUAUUUCUCUAUCAUCAGGGACCCGGUCGCUCUGGCCGAGUCCUCCUUUGCCUAUUAUAAGGAGGUUGCGCCUGCCUUUCGGAAAGCCAAAAGCUUAGGCGACUUUGCUGAUGACCCCAAGAAAUACUAUGAUCCUCGUCUCCGCAAUAACCACUACGCUCGCAACCUGUUGUGGUUCGACUUUGGCAUGGACCACAAUGCUAAUUUCUCUGAGGCCCUGGUUCAGCGUGCUGAGGCCAUGAUCCGCCGAACCUUCAACCUGAUUCUGGUGUCAGAGUACUUUGACCAGUCCAUGAUUCUGCUGAGACACGCCCUCUGCUGGCCACUGGAUGCCGUCGUCUCAUUCAGCCUCAAUGCUCGGCAGCAGAAGCCCAGUAGCGUUGGGGGGAUGAGUGGGAGCUGGAUGGGUAAAGCAGCAGCGGCAGCUGGUGUUGGUGGUAGAGCGGGACGUUCACAAGCCAAGACACUGACCAAUGUAACAGAGGAGCAGCGGGAGAAGCUGCGGGAGUGGAAUGCCCUAGACUGGCACUUAUAUAAAGCCUUCAACCGGACCUUUUGGGGGGAAAUUGAUAGGUUCGGACAUACCCAGAUGGAGCAGGAAGUUGCUCUUCUCAGGACACGACGGGAAGAUCUGGCCCGGGUUUGUCUCAGGGACGGCGGGAAGCCUGUGGAGGCGCACCGGAUCCGGGACAAAAACAUCCGCCCAUAUCAGAGUGGAUUGGUGAAGAUUCUUGGCUAUGAGCUCCAGCUGGGGCUGGAUAACGCCACCAGGACGGCCUGUCUCAGGAUGAUCAGGCCUGAGAUCCAGUACAAAGAUGUGCUGGAUGCUAAACAGUUCCCACGGGCUGCGGCCCAAGCCCAAACUGGGCAGCAGAGCCAGGGCCUGAUGGUAGCAGCAGGUGGCUCUCUUUUAAGACAAGACUCAUCCAGGACAGCAGAGAGGCCAGUUAGGGGAGAGGCUGGGGGGAGGGCAGUGGAGAGAGACUGGGAUGGAAGCCGCUUAGUGAGGAGGAACCAGACCUUGAUACGAGACAAAGGAAGAUUGAGAUAGUUCGAGGUGAGUCUAGCUCUUGAAUACGGUACCUUUGGUCUCUGAACAGAUGGACUAAUGACCUGAAAACUGAGCCAAGUGUGGUUACACGUGAGAAAACAAAAAGCUCCUCCUUUGCACUUCCACUUUUUGGUUGUUUGCUUGUUUUCUUAAAAACUGUCUUUGCUUUUAGUUGGUGUAGUUCUUGUGAACUUGAUCCUUGACCUCUGAAUGCCUGGGAUGCUUUCAUGGCAGCAGUAACAGGUUGAAGGAGCGUUAUACGUUUAAUCUCAACAGAAAGUGAAAAGAUCACAUGUUUUUAUGAGGAGAAACACUCGAAAAGUGUUGGCAGGUACGUUCUGUUUUGCUGUUAAUUUAUAGACACUCAGAAGCCUGUUUUACUUCCUGCUCAUAUUAAUACUUUUAAGAGUUACGAUUUUCAAGUUGUCCUUGGUGCACAUGCUAAAAAUUUCUCAACAUAAAGGUACUCUCUAAUGCAGUACUAUUACAGUGAGUCACUGAGCUAAGCACCACUUUCUUUAAAAAUAAAACCUUGUGGCCAUUUCGAAACAUUUCACCAGAAUCCUCAGAGAUUCUUUUAGCAAUUUGACUACAGCAGUAUUCUGUCUGCUGCACAGUAAACAUGAUUUUUUUUUUACUUGUUUCCAAAGUUGUGACUGCAUUUAAUUAUCAAAACAAAAGUGGUAAUUGGAAAUGUCAAAUUUCGUGGGUUAGGCCAGUGUAAAAAUGUUCAUACUGGUUUGAUGUUAAGCCAAACAUUGGACCGAACCAGUAUGCCGAAUUUUACCACUAGGUGUUGCACUCAAUAGCAGCUCCUGAGUAGAAUGACACUGUGUUCUAAUAUUGAGCAAGCAUCAGACUAUUGUGUUGCAUCAUGAACAUCGGAGCUCUCAGUACACAUUGAACCAAUAAAUAUGCACUUCUGUUACAUCAUGUAAACAAAGUAGGUACCUAUCAACUGUGCACUAAAGAUCAGCUUUAUAUGGUGUAUAUAUUUACUGGAAAUGACAUACAACAGCAAGUAGCCUAGUUUGUUAUUAGCAAUGGUCAUUUACCAGAAACUUUUCAUUCCCUGGGGAUCUCCCUCCAGUCAGCUGUCACCUUAUUUUUGUUUAUUUUUUUGUAGUAAAAUAUGAAGCUAUUGUGCAGAUAAUUCCCUCAUUUCAGCUUAUUAUUAUGUUGCCGGUGUUGAGUUGAAGACUCUUUCCCCAUUCUAUUUGAGUUUCCCCCUACCAAACCUUAAGCCCUAACCCUAACCAAGGAGGGUGUUACACAUUAACGGGAGGGUUACACUAUACGAAACCAGCGCUCGGCAGUAGAUUACACAAAGAUUGUUUAACAGUAGCAACUCCAUUAAUCCAUUUAUAAACAAACAUAAUAAUCAUGUGAUUAUAUUGCUUAUUACUAAUGCAAUACAAGUUAGAUUUAGCAUCUUGACGCUGUCAGCACAGGUUGGUGAUGUAGGCUACUUUUUAAUUUGCCAGAACAUGUCAUAAUGACAACUGCUGGUUCAGCUUGUUUGCAUAAAAUCAAACUGGUUUAAGCUUGUGCACCAGACCAGAACUGCUUCGAUUCCAAAGUGUUACCAUAUUGACACAGUUUGGUUUUCUCAGCGACAAACUCUGCCUCUUGUCAUCACCCCAAAAAACACAGUAACUUAAACAAACACAAUCUGCACCACUCUUCCACCUCCCAAACCAGGCCAGACUGGCAAAAUUGGAAAUCAACCCAACUACAUAAUUCCCAGCUUAAUGUACAAAAAUUAAAAGUUUUAAUUGUCAGUCAUACUGUCCUUUCAGUUACUCCAUUUUAGACAAAAUAAUGCAUUUUUAUUGUAUAUAUUAUACAAAAUUAGCAGGGAGAUGUGUUAUUUCUCUCCACCAGAUUAAGGAAACAGUUGCAACUUAGAAAAUGGGUAAAAAAUAUAUCGCGCAGUGGAUGGAAAUCUUUGCGACAAAUCUAAAUGUUAAACUAUCUUUAGACUGCUGGGUAUUUUUUUUAAAUGCUUGCUAAGCUCUGUGACUCUAAAGCAGUGGUUAUACAUGAGAGGCACAAAUUGGGGUUAGAGUGUGUAUACAACACUAAUUUUCCAUUACUGAUAUGGUUUGUAAAGUCAGUUUAGGCUGGUACUGUGAUGGACAAAAAGAAUUAGGAUUUCUGUCUUGGAAACACUUAGCUCAGCUUCAGUCAGUAUUGAGCCCUGUUUGGAACCACAAACCUGAACUGCUUCUUAAAUAUCUCUUAAUAAUACAAGAGGGGAAAAUGAUCCGAGGCCUGUUCUCCAGUUCUGAUACUCACCAGCCUGCAGGAGGCUGCUUAAUGUCAGCAUUUGGGCACAUUCUUUCCUUCCACUAUCUGCUAAAGUAUUCAUCUGUUUGACACAUGAAGACACAUUACCAUGGAGAUCCAUUAAUAUGUUAUGAUGUCAGAUAUUAGAAAUGAAGUUCAUAUCAGGUUGGGCCAAAAUAAAUCAAAAAGCAGUUGUGUGUUAAAGAGGCACUCCCUGAUUCUUUGUAAUGGACAGUAAUGUCCUCAACUCCCCAGAUUCCCCUGCUGAUAGACUCUUGACAAUGAGUCAGCAGGUUUAUGGGGGAAUUUUAAGUUACACACUACAGUUCCAACACUAACGUAUAUUCCAAGAGGACAUCAGUGUCGCUCAGGAGCCUUUCUAGCUCCUAUGUUUAAAAAAAAUAGAAUCAACAAUGAAAGCGAUGCUCCUAAAAACAGGGCCAACAAAAUAAGGAAUACAUACAAAACCAUAACCUUAAAAAUGAUGUCAGAAACACAACUCAUAAGGCAAAUAUUACCUAAACAGAAUUUGAACCAUAUAUAUCAUUGUCAAAUGAGCUGUGAUAGGUUUCUUUAACAAAUGAGACCAUGGCUGAAAUGAUUUGGAUCACCGUCUCAGACUUACAGACUCAUCUACAGAAAAUACUAAAUUCUGCUUUAAGUGAGAAGCUGAAACUCUUCAUCAUCCCUGGAGUGUGGCAUGUUUAUCUGAGUCACAUGUUGUGUUACAGCCUGGUGCUGUGUGGUACUUGCUGAAAGCCUGCUGAUAUUUUAUCAGUAACAUGCUGCUGCAUGACGAUUCAAAUGUUGCUACAUCUAUAACAAAAAAGACACAUCUUUACAUCUGUCAGGGACACCACAGACAGGUUCUCACUUGAUGGUCUUGUGCAUACCUGCAGUCUGACACAGAAUUCCUACAUUUGCACAUGUGUGUGCUUGCUGACAUUGUCUGACUGGUUUUUGACUACACUCAGACACAGUGGUUACAUCAUGGUAUGCAACCUCUUCAGGAGCUCUACAGAGAUUCCAUGGUUCCCAAAGCAAAAUGAAUUAUACAUUAGACUUACAGCAUUAAAAGUCAAGUGAUGCCUUGCUCUUUGCUUUUUUAUGUGUGUGGUUUCUAAAGUUUAACUGUACAAAACUCAAAUAGAAACAUUUUGAAAUUUAUUGAUCUUCAUGUACGAAGUACAUUCUGUCUAAAGGAGCAGUGGGCAGCUGUUCUCAAGUACCUGUAUUUCCUAACCUGGCUGUCAGUUUGUGUGGUGUUGGAGGAAGGCAGAGCACACAGGAAACCCAUGCGAGCGCCUCUCUAGCUUCUCUGGGACUGGAUAGCAGACUGUGGUCUGUGCAUGAACAGUCAAAGCACUUCAAAGUGAGCCAACUUGUCUGCUGCGGUUUCCACUUUCUGCCAUCAGUCAGUGCAACACGACACAGUCUUUCCUGUGAUAUGUGAACCCCUCAUGCACAGUGAUCUAAUUUGUUUAAGAGCAAUGCAGUCACACCAUUUGAGAAUGAUAUUUAGAGAUGAAUAUUUUACAGUGAGCCAUGCAGUUUUUGCUUACACCUGUCUGUUAGGAUUCAACUGCCAAACAUAUUUUAAGAACUCUCAGAGUGACGCAAAAAAGAAAUGCUAACUGACCCUUUGCUAAGCCCCGUCCCCUUGCAGUGGUCUGUCAAGCUGUCGGCGUGAGCAUGGAGCCCAUACUUUCACUAACUGAACUCCCUCAAGAAAUAUUAUGAAAAUUUUGGGGAAAAAAGGUGACUUCAGAGAGAAGCAGAUAGAAGAGUGUACAAUAUGUGUCUGAAGGAUAUAUCCAGGAUGUCAAACUCAUUCAGCAGCAAAAGCUGAAGAUAAAAUUAAAGAUAAAGAUAGCUAUUGCUAAAGUCUCCAGGUUACAGUGUAAAAGUGAACCACGGCUAAGUUUAGAACAGUAUACCGGUUUUAAGAUAUACUGUGAUAUAGAAAAUUGACAGUUAUUGUACAUGUACAUUUGUUUUUCUACGAUAUUGGGAAAAAAAACUGCAACUGGACAGAGAAUCUCUCAGACAACAUUAUUUUAGUUAUUGUCAAAAGGAAUACUUUUUACACAUACUUCUAUUAACAAAAUUGUUUCAAGUUUCAAUGAAAGUAAUAGAACAUUUGUUCAACCAACAAUAACCUUUCCAUUUUCAUUCCUUUAAGGGUCAUUCUGAUUGGUAAUAAUAAUAAUAAUUCUGUAAUACCAUGAUACUGUGAAGCUGUGAUAUUUUCUGAGACAGUUGUCAUACCAUGAAAAUCUCAUACCCUAACCACCACAUCACUGGUAAUAAAAACCAAGCACAACAACAAUAAAGGGGAACGUUUUCAAUUCGAUUUUCAACCAGCUGUGUGUCAUUUCUCUGUAUGCAGAUAAAUGGUUUUUGGCUUUCCACCAUGCUGCCAGUGCUCAGAGCUCCCAGCCUGUCUGCUGGCAGAGGUCUGGGCACUGGCAGCAUGAGAGAAAGCCAAACACCAUUCAUCUGCACACACUGCAAUGACACACAGCUGGUUGAAUAUCGGCAAAGUUUUCCUGCUUUCCUUCACUGGUUCCUGUAGAGCAGGGUCGAUCUUUGUCAUCAUGCACAGUCAUUAAAAGUACCCUGUGUGUAACAUUUGAUUUUGGAACAGGUAAGAAACUUAUAUCUCCUUCCACAAGGAGACAUACCCCAGGCACAACAUUAAGUUCAAAUUCCAAAAAAACAGCCUUAAAUGAAGGAAAUCUUAAAUGAUUGCAUGAGAGUCUGUGGAGAACAGCUGUGUUGUUGUUGGACUCUUUUUGGAGCUGGCCGAUGCUACACUAUGAUUGGCCAGUCUGCGUUUGAGGGGUGGGACUUAGCAAAGGGUCAGUUAGGCACAUUUCCAUCAACUGGUUUAGUGCAAAUAUAACUCGGAUUGCACUGAAGAUUGCAUUUUGGCCAGUGCGUUCUGCCUCUUUUGCUCUCCACACAAACUGUUUAUCUGCCACUCAAACGUGAUUGGUCAAUACCACUUGAACUACAAACAGAAACCAGAAUGCUACUAAUACCAAAAUCUUGUCCAUAUUGGCCAUGUUUCUUGUUGCCCAGAGACAAAGACAAAUUAUGUCAUUGUGGGAAUAUCUGGGAAGACGCUGACAGCUGGAAAAGCUGAUAAGUCAUGUUUGUUUAAUGUUUGCUACGUGUGCACAUAUUUAAACUUCUGCGUGUCAAUAUCUCAUUUUGCGCAUCAACUCCUUUUUUUAAAAAAAAGGCAAAAACCACCACGCGAGCGUAAAAACUUUUUGCACACUUGAGUAAGAUUUACUGAAUUUUGCAGUUUCCAUACUUACAUACAUUUCUAAUGCAAUACUUUUCUAAUGCACAUAAGUACAUUACAACAUGGCUGUUUGCCAAAUCACAGUAUUCAGUAUUGUUAAUGCAUAUUUUGGCACUGUUCACUCUCUACAGCGAAUAAUUAUGUUGAGAGAUGCAAGAUAAUAUCAGUACAUCAUCGGUAUUGACUGAUAUCGGUUUUAAAAUGAGGUAUUAGAAUUGGCCAACAUGCUUUUUCUUUAUUUUGCACAAAGAAUGAAUAUUACUUACAUUGAAAAGUACUGUAUUUCAUGUCUCCAUCUGCUGGUAGGCCAUCAUUAUGAGAGUAUGCAUGCAUAAUAUGAUGUUAAUUCUACUACAGAAGAGACUGAUCACUAAAAUCAGGUGGGGAUAAAAAGUGGAUGUAUUGAUAUCAGUAUCAGUUAUCAGCCAAAUAAGACAUUGGCAAAAAAUCCAAUAUCGUGCAUCCCUAAUUUUGUUGACACUUAUCUUGGAAAAGAUAUUACAGUUUGGAAGAACUGUGGCUGAAAUAUGUGUUAAAAUAGAGUACUGAUAUCUGAGAAUUAUAUACACCCUCUGACAAAUCAGAGCUUAAAUUUAGCUAAACGUGGUAUAGAUCAUAUUAUGCUAUUGGAUACAACAAGUGUAACUGCUACAUAUGUAAGGGCAUAUCUGCCAACAUUAAAGAAGUUUAAAAAACACUUGUUGAACAUUGGGAAAAUUGUAAAUGCAGCCAUCAAGUCAUAGCAUUCACACAGAGACAUCUUUUGCAGCAAAUCCCAACAUCACUCCCCAUGAUACUCAGCUGCAGAGGGUUCAGGUUCACUUAUGGAAUAGAGGUCUUGAAAGUCUGUCAGAGCUCUGAUUGUGUAGCUCUUUAAAACUUCCAACACUGAACAUUUGACUGAUUGAUGCUUACAGUCCCAAACAAAGAGUCCUUCCACCGAACAGCAGAGUGUAUUCUCCAACCUGUGCAGUGUGAAUGGUGUCACCUUGCAGCAGUCGGCCCUCCGGGGGGGAUUGGGUGCACUGCUUUGUGUUUUUAUGACUACCUCCUCUGUUCCUUCCAGUGAAAAGGAGAUUGUUAAUCAGCUUUUACAGUCACCUAGUUUAGACACUGAGUCGAUGGAGAUUUAACUCAAAUUUAAAAUUAAAGGAACAAACCUGUGUGCAUUCAUCUUCCCUUCCUCCAAAAAAACAUCAGUGUAAAUUUAUUUUCACUAUAAUUUUAAACUCAACUUGCAAACAAUUUUUUUCAGUUGCACAAUCCCUCAUUACACUGACCAUAGUAUGGAAUAUGGAGCCAAACCAGUACGUAACCGUGAUCCAAGACCUUCACAGGUCAUGGUCAAUCACAGCCUAUUGACAGCGAGUUUUUUUAGAAAAAAUGUUGCCAUUUUACAUUUCUGCAAACCACGGAUAGAUUACAUUUGCACAUUAUUAUGUUUGCGUGUUACUAUGUUUUGGCUUAAAAUACCUGGUUUAGGUGCACAACUCACGCUGAAAAAGUAGUUAUGUCUUGGUAAAAUACAUCUGCUUUCCCUGCCACUAUUUUGCUGGAAAUACAGUGAUUUCUCAGUAAAAAAAAAAACAACCACUUCUCAUGCCACCAUCUCUAUUGGAAAUGCAGUGAUAUGUUGAUAAAAAAAAAAAAAAAAACAAGAACUACUUGUCUUGGCACUAUCUCGCUAGACAAGCAGAGAUGUCUGUAAAAUAAAACCGCUUUUCGUGGCACUACCCUCGCAGGAAAAGCAGGACUUUCUCGAUAAAAAACAACUGCUUUUAAUGCUGCUAUCACUACGGGGAAUGCAGUGAUGUCUCGGUAAAAAACAACUGCUUUUCAUGGCACUAUCACUGCUGGAAAUGCAGUGAUGUCUCGGUAAAAUACAACAGCUUUUCACAGGACUAUACCUGCGGGAAAUGCAGCUAUGUUUGUAAAAAACAGCUGCUUUUCUUGGCACUAUCCCUGCUGGAAAUGCAAUGAUGUCUGUUAAAAACUAUCGCUUUUUAUUCCACUAUUACUGCCAGAAAAACUGCAAUGAUCACCACAAAACUCCCAUGUUAGGUGCCUAAAAAAUACUAGAAACACAGCAUAAAAUAAACAAACAGUUUUGUUGUUUGUUGGUUGCAAACAUUGCUCUGCAGUUUGGCAGCCAUCUAGACCAAGUGACCUAUCACCUCUACCUCCAAAAAGACAUAGUCAGCUCAUAUACUACGUCACUUUAGAAAUAUUGAUAUGAUAGGUAUGAAACGUAAAUGUAAGGUAUUUAUGGUUUGCAGAAAGUGUAUAAUAACAUUUUUAAAAAACCUGCCUAUAGUCUUCUUUUUUUACUUAAACAUAAGAUUUUUCUUAAGAAUCCCUUAUGUUUUGAUUAUUAGAUAAUUGUGAAUAUUAUAUCAAAACAUGUCUAAAUUAACAUGACUUUAUUUCCUCUAGUGCCACCAUGAGGACAAUAACAGACUCCACAGGCUUGUAUUGUAAUGGAGAACGGGACUAAACCUAGUAGAUGUUUGCUGUUGUAGGCCACCACUGUUUAAUGAACACUAAUGCACAGAACAGUUGCAGACAGAGAGACACAAUAGUGUUUUUUUCAUGCUUUAGGAUGCAGUCUUAUUAUGGAGCAGGGCUUUAAAACAAUACCCUUCUGUAUUUGUUAUUCUAUUUGCCAUUUGUACAUACUGUAUUUAUCAGGGUUUCUUUUCUUAAGAGGUUAGUGAUGAUAAGGGGAAAGGGUGUAUCUGUCACAGUAUGAUGGAAUUUAUUAUUGACGUUGAUGAGAAAACAAGAAAUAUGCACACACCCCGGUGUUCAGUCAGUGUUGAAACACUGAAAUGCAACUCAGUUAUUAUGGCUGGGUAUUUUCAGUGUUCAGAGUCAUUUAUUAGCUAUUCUCAUCCACUGUUCGUAUGUAUACCUAUCAAAAGCAAUGCAGCAGAAUUGUUCUUUAACCUACAUAAUUGCAAAGGAUGUGACUUUGCCCAAGAGAGGUGGUUGUGUCCCGUCUGAAACCAAGUGAUUUUAGAGUUAUUUUAAGGUACUUAAAGGUACUUUAAGGUCACUUAAUGUUAAGUAUGUAACUUUACGUUAAGUACAGAGCAUAAUUAUGACCAACCAUAUAUCUUUUCCUUAACCUAACAUUUGUAACUUUACUUCCCUAAACCUAAUUUACAAAACUUUAAGUGAAGUAUGUACUUCACAUACUUAAUAUAAAGUUAUGUGAAGUUUACGUGAAAUAUAUAAAUUUGUUAAGUAAGUUUUUUAACCUAACCUACACAACUUUACUUUACUAGACCUAAUCUACAGAAUUUUCCGUUUGGUACAUAAGUGUCAUACUUAACGCAAAGUUACAUAACAGAACAGAAUUUUAUGUGAAGGACACACUCAAACAUGAUUCUUUUCCUUACCAUUAUAACUUAACCUUUGUAGCCUUACUUUCCUAAACCUAAGCUACAUUUCUUUAUGCUAGUUACAUAACUUUACAUUGAGUACGUAACAUGAUGACACCCAACCAUGAUUCUUCUCCUUACCUUAGUAACUUUACCUAACCUAUGUAGCUUUACUUUCCUAAACCUAACCUACAUUGCUUUAUGCUAAGAACGUGACUUCACGUUAAAUAUGUAAUGUGCCGACACCCAACCAUGAUCCUUUUCUUAACCUAAUCCAACCAGUAAGGACAGUAAUUUGUUGGACACUAAUUUGUUAGAUAUCAUAUGAACCAUUGUAUGUGGUUACAUCACAUUUAUUGAUCUCACUUGAUGAUAAGCAUGAUUUCAUGAUUAUAUCAUGCUGUUGUUUUACAAAAUGUUAUCAUACACAUUUAGAAUUUUAAAAGAUUGCAGUGAAAGAAAUUACUUAUUAAUAACACAGGUAAUAACACAUGGCACUAGAACAAUUCAUCACCCUGAAUAUAAAUUAUUUCAGAUGGUAAUGUAUCUCAGAACAAUACAAUGAUUACGUGUUGAUCUCCAGAUAAUGCCUCAAAAUGAUCAGUAACCACCGCCACACAAUUAUCUCGUAAUCACAAGAUAAAGUUUAUAAAUAUUAUCUCUUAAAUAUCUUAUCAGGUAUUUGAGAUAAAGAUCUCAUAAUUAGAAAACAUUUUUGCUCCAUUGAAGACAUUUUCCUGUAAUUAUGAGAAUUUAUGUCACAAGUAAGGACACAGAGGUCAUAAGUAUAUAUAAUUACGGUUACAAUGUGUUUCUAUACACACUGUGUACGCACAUCCCCACUUACACUCCCAAUCACACAAACGAACUGUGCUGCAAGGUAACAGAAAGGAAACUAAAAACGGUGCUUGAUUUUCAUGCCUGUCUUCCCACACACUUUGUUUCUUCCAGGGGGAAUGUGGUUAAAAUGUUAAUACUGAUAUGGUACUGUGACUUCUUUUCUAGCUAUUUACUAGUAUCAGAGUUUUCAUAAGUGAACAUGUAUGUUACAUAGUGUGUCAGAAUAAAAGGUACGUCUUAUGUCAAACCAUUUAAAUGUCAGUUUUCAGAGGUCAGAAUGAGCAGAAGGUCUGGUACACAGUAUGAUUCAUCUUUUAUCACUCCUUUUGAAUAGCCUACAUCCCUGUUCUAAUAUUCACACAACACUGGGCUGUUAUUGACAGGACACGCUUUAUUGAUUGGGGAUUCUCUCAAGCUGUUACAGAUUUCACUGUACUGGAAGUGUAAGAGUUUGUUCAGAAAGCAACAGUGUACUUUGGAUCUUACUUGAAAAUGUUCUCUUUUUUGGUGAGACUUGUACUAGAUCACGCUCUUUGUGUGCAUCCUUUGAGUUUUUUUUCUUGUACUGAAUAAAGCAACAUUUCUUGAACUUCA